Molecule: messenger RNA, 5661 nt
Organism: Botrytis byssoidea
Lineage: Eukaryota; Fungi; Ascomycota; Leotiomycetes; Helotiales; Sclerotiniaceae
Exons: 3
Coding region: 1-5661 (1886 amino acids)
Biological process (GO): replication-born double-strand break repair via sister chromatid exchange; regulation of gene expression; establishment of mitotic sister chromatid cohesion
Cellular component (GO): Scc2-Scc4 cohesin loading complex
Molecular function (GO): chromatin binding
Source: RefSeq, a predicted model, not a curated record
AUGGAUUCAAGUAAUGGAUACGGAUAUGGCUAUGGUUAUAACUACCAAAAUGGCCAUAAUGGGACAGAUGGCGCGUCUUCCACAAGUGAAACCCGUCAAAUGAGGCCACGGCCAUUCACCGUCGACGAAGCUCUUCCAUAUUCACCUUUUUCCUCUGUCGUUCCUUUCAAUUCUGAUAUCAUCCCGUUACCUACAAUAGGACUUGGUUCUUCCUCUUCAUUAUUUUCAAAUGCAGCAGAAAUUCAACAUGGCAGAGGAAGUCUAGAAAGUUUGAACGCCGAAACAACAAAUCCAUAUCAGACCUCGCAGCGCCUGCAACGAACUCUGAAAGACCUCGAACAGUUGCUCAAACCAGAAGACCAUACAAUAUAUAACUUCAAGAUCGGACCAAAGAUCGCAUCUGUUCCUGAUGCUACUCCAUUGAAACCAAACCUUUCACCCUUUGCGCAGAUGCUAUACGACUCAACUAAGGUGGAGUAUAAGACUGCGGAGCGUCUAGAAGUGGCAGCUAUGAGGCAUAAAAUCCAGAAGCAGAGAACCAAGUCGCAAUCGAAGUCGAGAAAUCCAAGUAGCAGCUAUGGAAAUACGAACUUGCAGGCCCAUGUUGUGAAUACAAACGCUACUAUAUUCUCUGAAGCCACUACUACGAAGCCUGCUGCUGAACAUGCGAAUGUCCCGCCUAAAGCAAAGUCGCAAAUCGCGGUCGAAAUUCCUUUGCCAAAGGCACUUGCGCCUAUUCACAAACAAAGUCCAAGCCCUGCGUCAAAUUCACAUGUCAUGAAGAUCAGUCCCAAAAUAUCGCAUAUUCAAUCGUCGGUUGCUCCUCCACAAGUUGCACCAGCCGCUUUUCAGGAUGGCAAGCAAAGUCAGAAUAUUCCACCUUCUUCCUCACAACCAGGCAUAUCCGUUAUCAUUCCACAAUUACAGAUAAAACCAGAAGAGUACAAAGUUGUAGAACCUCUUCCAGACUCGCCUGAAAGUCCUGCUAAGAACCGAAGACGAGCGGGCUCCGAUGAAUAUGAAGGGAAUGUUUCCGGAGUGAUCGACCAAAGAGAGAAGGCCGAUAUUGCCGCGCGAAACCUUCGAGAAUAUCUUCAAGACGUUUUCGAAGCCGAAAAUCAAUUCCAGCCUGAAACUAACAUCUCUAGCAAUUUCCUUAUCUCGACGAACGAGGGAAUCGGCCUUGCGGCUAAUACUCAAACGCGACUCGAGGGCCUCUUGAACAGAAUUAUUGAAGUUGGCAGAAUCAAACAGGUUCCCUUGGAAGACUUAAUUCGAAUUCAAAAACUUUCUGAAGCUGCUUUAAAAGAAGCCGAGACACUCGACUUGAAGAUCGACGAGGAAAUGGGAGAGUCAGAUGUCGAAAGUCUGUUUUUACAGAUUUCAAAUGCAGAACUUGGACUCAAAUCUGCUCGCACCUCGCUCAGAGUUAUGACUGGCGGGCGUGACGAGAAGCAGCUGUACUCAGAAGACCUAAUUCAGUCCACUUUGAAUGCCUUUAAAAACAUCAUGGAGAAUUUCAUAAUCCCGGUUGUGGAACUUCGCAGCACGGGGUCGACUUCAACAUUGUUCAAGCUACUUUCUGCCCAGAAGAAAGCUAUUCUUAAUUUACUUGCUCAAUGCAGACGCCUUUUGUCACUCAUGGCAGUUCUCGUGGCCAAUAUUGAUCUAUCUGAAACGGUCAUCAACAGUCUUGAGUAUGCAGCCUCCAAAUUGAUAUUUGUCGAGAAUGCUCAUGCAGAGAAAGACUCCGUACUUGGUAUCCCCAAAUUCGACAAUCUUAGAGUCAUAGCGAUGGAUGUACUUGCACAAGUAUUCAAUAACAACCCGAAAGAAAGAGCAGAAAUCUUCAAUGAAAUUCUGACAUCCUUGGAGAAGCUUCCUGUUACCAAACAGAGCGCUCGGCAAUUUAAAUUGGCGGAUGGGGGAAGCAUUCAGCUUGUCUCGGCUUUGAUUAUGAAGCUGAUUCAGACAAGUGCCAGCAAAACGGAUGAUGCAAAAGAGAAGCGAAGACGAAAGGCCCAAGAUGCUCUAACUGGAGAUGAUGAGGGUCAAGAUGAUGGAAUCAAUGAUGCUGAUAAUCGUCGGCGAUACGAUACAGAAAGAAGAGCAAUCGAACAGAACGUCACAGCGAUCCAAGAGCUGAAAGACUGUGGAGCUUCACUACUGGAAAGUGCGACACAGAAUACAGGAUAUGUGGUCAAUUUCAUUGUUAGUAGAGCAAUCAAAUCUACGAAGAAUGGCGAUACACCAUACCGGAAUCUGCUAGAUCUCUUCGUCGAAGACUUUGUUACAUGUUUGAACUCACCGGACUGGCCUGCUGCAGAACUACUCUUACGCCUAUUCCUCUUCAAAAUGGUUCAGCUUGCUGAAGCAGAAAAAACACCUGCUCCUGCUAAGAACAUGGCCCUUGAUCUUCUUGGGUCAAUGGGCGCAGCAAUUUCGGAAUUGCACUUCCACGUUCGGAAGAGUGCCGCCUCGCUUGAAAAUCGAGAUGGACGCAUGGGACAGUCUCUUUCAAGAAUGGUUGAGGAAUCACUUAAACACGAAGCAAAUACUCAUGAAAUUUUGACAUGGGGCGGACCUUACUUCAUGUGCCUAGACUUCAUGGAAGAUCGCUGCUCUGCUGAUCCUCAGUUAGCAAGCAGUAUUUCUCUCAUGAUUGUCGAAUGGGCUUCAAAAUUGACAGACGAAUACGACAACAUUCUUGAUAAUGAUCCUGAUCACGAGCGUAUUGAGGAGAACUAUGGUAAAGUGGCAUACCGACUUAGAAUGAUGAUCACAGAUAAAAAAUGGUUUUCUACAGAAUAUGGUCAUGGCUCAGUUGACCCAAGUCAUGCCCGCUUGGCUUACUCUGUGACCUUGUUGCAUUCAACCUUCUGCACAUCCUUCAGUCGUGUGCUGGACAUUCUACUUCGAUCAAUGUUCAGCGAACAAGCUACCGUCAGAAGUAAGAGUCUGAAGAGUGUAAAUCAGGUUUUGGAAACAGAUCCAACCAUCCUUGAAAGAGAGCCCACCGCCAAGCAAAUGAUUUUGAGGUGCUCAAAUGACCCUUCAGUCGGUGUAAGAGAUUCGGCAUUGGGCCUCAUUGGAAAAUGCAUCUCACUGGUACCAUCACUUGAGGUGGAGAUGACUCCUAGUAUUCUUCACCGUGUCAAUGAUAGUGGUGUUGGUGUCCGAAAACGAGCCAUGAAACUAUUAAAAGACAUCUACUUGAACAACACCAAUAAAGAUGUGAGGGCCUCAAUUGCAGAUGCUAUUCUAUACAGAGUCACCGACCUUGAUGAUAGUGUUCAAGAAUUGGCCCGGUCAACAAUCGAGGAAGUUUGGAUGUUACCUUUCUACAAAAUAACUGGAUCUGAAGAUGCAUCAGUUCAAGCAAAGCUCGCCAUUUCAGAUCAUGUUACCCUGAUCAUCAAGACGGCUCAAAGACAGAAUGGAACCUCUGGUGUGCUAGACAAAGUGCUCCAGAAUCUACUUUCACCAAAGUCAAAAUACCCCGAGGCCAAUUUCAAGGUCUGCAAAGCACUUGUUGCUGCUAUGUUCGAGACAAUUAUAGAUAAUACCACUUCCGAGGAUUCCGAUGCACCAAAUCUUCGGGAAUCUCUAGAAGUACUCACCAUAUUUGCCAAGUCCAAUGCAAAUCUAUUCACAGCUGAUCAAAUCCAAUUACUACAACCAUAUGUUGCAAAUGUCGGUAGCGGUGACGAAGCUGCUAUCUAUCGUUCAGUUGUCAUCAUAUUCCGCUAUGUCCUUCCUAGUUUACCCAAGGUUCAACAUGGUUUCCUCAUUGAAAUUAGGAAGCAUCUCUUGCCAACUAUGACACGCAGUCCCAAAUCUAUUUUAGAUGACAUUGUUGCAUGCUUAUGGAUCAUUAGUAGUGUUCUUGAUGAUUAUCAUAACUUAACAAGAGUCGUAUUAUCUAGUUUGGCUGGUAUUCAGAAGAUGAAAAGCAUCGAUUUGAACGAUCCAAAACGAGCUGAUCUUGUUAAGAAACUGACAAAACUUCUCCUUAUUUGUGGCAUGUGUGGUAAGCACUGCGACCUUGAUCCUCAGCAUGAAAUUUUCAAGGAGAAGGAGUUUCCGAAAAUGAAAGGCAACUCGGUUUCGAAGCUGAUGGUUGAUACAUUUGCUCCAUUUGCAACUCCUUCUCAGCCUAUGGAAGUUCGGAAGCAUGCGCUUGAUGCAAUGGGUAUGGUUUGUCAAUCUUGGCCGAAGAACUUUUCCGCCGCCAACGUUUACACUACGUUCAUUCAAGUAUUUAGUGAUCAGGAUUUGGAAUUAGAGACGAUCGUGAUGAGAGCCUUCAAAGAGUAUCUUUCGAUUGAGGAAAAGCGAUCAGAAGAAAGUGGCGAUGGUGCGGUCGGCACUGGUACAGAUUCAAAGGCAAAAUUGGGUGUCAUGGGCGGCAGUCAAGGUGACGGUGUUGCAUUGGACAUCGCACAGAGAUUCUUGAAAGAUAUUGCUCGCAUCGCGCUUGGUAGCCAGGAUAAGGAAGCACUUCUUGCUGCAGAGGUCGUGGCAAGCAUAAAUAGACAAGGUCUUGUUCAUCCCAAGGAAACCGCCUGCACUCUUAUUGCUUUGGAAACUUCACCCACCAGCAAAAUUGCUGACAUUGCAUUCAGGGAGCACAGGGCUCUUCAUGAGAAGCAUGAGACGAUUCUUGAGAAGGAAUAUAUGCGAGCUGUUUUGGCUGCGUACGCAUACCAGAGAGAUGUAGUCAAGGACACUCAUGGUGCUACACUUAAUCCCUUCACCUCGAAACUGUGGAUGAUGAUUGAAAUCAUGAAGAUUAGCAAGGUCAAGAACCGAAAGAAAUUGUUCGAUAGCCUAUGCUCGCGAAUUAAUUUUGACCCGGCUAAACUCGACGCCAUUGAAGAUCUACCACAUUAUUUGGAUUUCGCGCAAUUCAUCAUCGAGAAUCUCGCUUUCUUCGAAUAUCAAACCGUGGAUGAGUUACUGUCAACUAUCGAUUUGAUGGAGAAACUGGUCGCGGGUACAGGUACGGGUAUUGCUCAUGCGAUUGAAACAGAGGUUCUUCACAUUAGCCUCGACCAACCAGCAAAUGAAACCGAUGCAAAUGGUCAUAUUCAUCCAGACGUACCAAAGCGAGAUUCAAUGCGCCUACAACAGCUCACUGCAAUAUCAAUCAUGCUUACGAAUUUGUGGGAGGCUCGUACAUAUCUUCGUCGUCAGUUUGGAUUGAUGAAUAGAGAUGGAAAAGUUAAAGGUGCAACCAAAGAUCUCAGUCGGGCUCCAAUAAGGGUAACAAGCGUCUCUGGAGAUAAAUUCUGGAGUGAAGUUUGCGGUAGAAUGACUAGUUGCGAGUCUGAGGAAAAAAUGGAAGCGCAAUGUCGAGCCUUUGUGGAACUACUCAAUGUAGAUCACGACUUCAAGGUCUCAGCAGAAAAUGAUGAGAUUGAUGAGAGAGGCAGAAUGAGCACGCCAAGCGAUGAUGAAGAUGGCACCCCUGGUCCGCCGGGUGGCAGCGGAAGAGGCCGUAAGAGGAAGGCUGGCAGCAACGGAGUUUUAGGGGGGCGAAAGAAGCGAGCUAGGUCCAGUUCAAUCUCAAGAGGACGAGGUAAACCAAAAGGAGCGAGUUUCAGUUCCGGAAAGGGAGCUUCUGUUGAGCGUAACGAUGAAGGCGAGUGGGAUAAUUAG